AUGACGCGAGCUCGAGCAAAGGCAAUGGUCAUGGAAUUGGUUGGUGAAUACUCUACCAAGCAGUUUCAGGGCAAGCUUGGGGACAUCUUGCAGAAGGAAGCUCAGCAAGGUGAUGUUCCCGAUGAGUUGCCGGGCCGUUGGGCAUUGGCUGAGGAGUGCCAUGCUGACAUUUUCGCUCGCUAUGGCUUUAAGUCUGGCACUGGUGUGGAGCGCCUCCGGCCAAUUGCUUUGAUUCUCGAGAAAUUCCCAGAUCUCGAGGACAAGGUGCAGAAGCUGUGGAAACUUUUGGGCUUGAAGUCAUCGCCCGCAGAUCUACUCGCCAAGGAAGAAGUAGAGGUUUCCAAAGAGCCGGAACCUGCCAAGAACGCGAAGCCCAUUCUCUCCAAGGCAAGGGCUCUGGCCUUCCAGGCGGAACUCCUUGGGGCAUUCUCGGCCCCCUCCUUCCAGAAGAAGCUGGCUGAGCUGUCCCGCAAGCACAUCACAAACUGGCGUGAGACAGAUGGCAAGGUCGAGCUGGAAGCGAUCAUGGAGAAGGCGAAGCUUGAGAUCGCGUCAAGGUAUGGCUACGAGGCAUCGCAGAAAGGCCUGAAGGACCUCGACGGCGAGAUGCAGAAGUUUGACAACGAUGCAGAUGUUUUUGUCAACAACGUCGCCAUUGAGGAGGCCCUCUUCCCCUAUGCUCAAACUGGUCGCACAUUGGUGAUGGACAAGGCGGCGCUGGGAAGGACAGGUUCCAAGCCCACCACGGCCUUCACAGUGGCGAAACUACUGCGCAAACAGCUGGCUGCCUUUAGUAGCCCCAGCUUUCAGCACGGAAUCUCCUGCUUGAAGCGCAGUGCGGAUGUGGAGCAGGCAUGUGAGGGAUACUACCACCUGCGAGGCCGAGCAGAACUUGCCCUGCCCGUUCAGCGCCGCAUUUUGCCGCAGUAUGGCUUCCAGGGAUCUCGAGCCGGUGUGCUGGACAUGGUGAGCCAUUGCUCGCAAUUUAUUUCAGACCCUGAAGUUGCGCAUCUUUUUGAUGAUAUCAACUUGAAGCUGGGGAUGACGCCCAGGGCCUGCGCCCGUUUCCGUGACACAGCGGAGAGCAUGCUAAGCCAGGAGCCAACUUCCUGCCAAAUGCUCCGCUCCGAUCUGCAUGCUUCAGCGGACCUGGUCCACAUCGCUGUCAAGAAGUGA
Molecule: messenger RNA, 1176 nt
Organism: Symbiodinium pilosum
Lineage: Eukaryota; Dinophyceae; Suessiales; Symbiodiniaceae
Source: the annotation of a GenBank genome assembly